Messenger RNA from Geodia barretti, 2254 nucleotides. NCBI's taxonomy places the organism in Eukaryota, Metazoa, Porifera, Demospongiae, Tetractinellida, Geodiidae. The record is from the annotation of a GenBank genome assembly.
GACAUUUUUGUAUGACAUACACACGAUGCGUGUCCUUUGUUUGUGCAGCUUUAUUUUGUACGUGGUAUUGACAGACAGUCAUGGACAGCCAACUCUGGAUCCACCAACUGGUUAUUUCUGUCCCGAUGUCAACGUCACUUACACUUGUCAUGACAGUAAUAUAACCACUAUGACAUGGUAUGCUGAACCUCACAUUUCAGGACCAGGAAUCCUAUAUGUACCGGGAUAUACCAGUGAAUCCAUGAAGAAAUAUGACGGUUUCUACACACAAGUUACCAAUUUAAGUGAAGAUAUCGUGGCAGAGAAGUUUAUCAGUGUGACAACUAUUCUGACUGUGAUCACUAGUGGAAUAGAGAAUGGAACAAACAUCACAUGUGUGACCUAUAGAGGUGGAUACCCACUGGUUUCCUCUUCAAUUCUCUACUUUGCAGAUCUCCCUCGCUGGAAUAAUACCCCAGAGGUAAUAUGGCAAGGGAAUAACACAGCAGUACUAGAGCUAGGAGAUAUGUCUGAUGGAGGAGGAGUUCCAAUUGAUCACUACAUUAUCCAAGUGGACAAUGGCACACAGUUGGAAACUCCAGGCCCCACUUACAGUUUUUACAUCAUGUACAAUACUACACUGUCAGUGAACAUCUCAGCCCACAACUGUGCAGGAUACAGUGACCCCUUACCACUUGAGAUACAAUGUGAUGAAGAUUUUAUGGAAGAGAGCUCAUCUAGUAUGACGCCUAGCCUUAAUUCUAGCCUUCCAAUCUGGAAGCUAGCAGUUCUUACAGGGAUUGGGGUCUUUCUAUUGAUUGUCACAACACUGGUGACAGUGCUAUCUUCAUGCCUAAUUCGAAAACACAGGUCAAAAAGAAAUCUUUCCGUUGCUUCAAAUUUAAGAAUCGUGAACAGUGGGGGUAGUACUAGGAUUGACCUGUGCAGCAAUAAUGGAACUCCAGCACCUGUGGAAUACUCGUAUAUCCCAUUGCAGGUUACAGCUACCAGAAAGUAUUUGGAGCGAGACUGUACAGGUCAAUACAGCACAGUAAUCAACACUGGUCGCUGCAACUCCUCUGAUAAUUUCAUUGGAACAUAUGCUGAGAUUGAGCUCGUCACCACCAACUCAGCAUCUCCCCACCACCACCAAUGACAGGGAGACUGUCCAGUACUCUAGAGCCAGUGGAAAAACAGCCAUGUCGUCAGACACCACAGGACCGUUCAAGGCGAGGUCGUUUCUAAAUGAUGAGAGAUCACAUGGUCAAGAGGACCAGGAGCAAAACAAUUGCAGAGCCACUGAUCUUCAUCCCCUUGACAAGGAUAUCAGUGUUCACUUAAUCCUGCUCCAACUGAUGACUGUACAGUCGUGUUGGCGUGCUCUGGGUGAGGCUGCUGGACUGGAGAGGGAGACUAUGGACAUGAUUGACGGGGAGUUGGGUGAUGACAGUGCCAAACUGGCAGAGGUGGUGUUUCGGUGGUAUGAGAGAAAGGAGUGUGUGAGGUGGUCAGAUGUGUCCUCUCUCUGUGAGCAGAUUGGUUUCAACCAGCUAUCCGAGGCCAUUAGCACUGCUUACAUCACCGGGGCUCUCCCAGUCAAGAUGAUCAGAGGUGGAGCUCCCAACCUCAGACAAGACGCCUGCCCGCAGUUCUGCCCCCACGCAGAGCCACAUCGGGUGAUAACGAAGGGACUCCAGCAUCCCCCCACACAGGCCCUUGAUCUUUGAUAAUGAAGGAGCCCCAGCCGUCCUUCCACACAGCCACAGACUUGGAGUUGCCUAUAACGCUGCAGCUAUUUCUCUAGAGAGGACCGAGAGUGAUUGUGAUGAAGGGACUCCCCCACCUCCUCCACUUCCUCCUCCCUUAGCCCCUGAGGAUAUUGAUUUUUGAUUACUACUGAAAUAGAUUUACUUUAGUCAUUAGUUUAAGUCAUACAAGGAUCAAUAAGACUGCAGCAUUAAUUGUUCAUUAAUUUUUUGUUUUGUCUUUGUGCAAUACGUGUUCAUGAGAUUUUCUAAGCUGCAAAAAAACUUCUGCAAUAAGAACCAGCAUGUGUACCACAUCUAUGGUUUGAACGAUAAAAAUCAUUAUUAAACUGGUAUAUAUCUGUUUCUCAACUCAAGGACACACUCUUCCACCAGUGACACCAUUCCUUGCCCCUCCCCCCAUUCAAUUAACUGCUGACAACUCAUAACACUCUGUAUUCAAAACACUCCGUAUUCAAGUGAGGGUAAAAAGAAAGUGAACGUCACCUAUAUUCUUAUGAAUAACAAAG